GUGGUGGCGGUGAUAGUAGCGCCUUAUAUGGUCAUGUGGCCGGCUCUGAUUGGCUGCUGUACCACGUGGCUGCGGUGAUAGUAGCUCCUUAUAUGGUCAUGAGGCUCUCCCUGUGACUGGGCAUCGGGUUCAGGCCGCAGGGCUGGUUCUCAGAAAGGGAAAUGUACACGGUGUCCUCACACAAACACACACAGUACACAAUAUACACAGAGCGCACAACACUACACACACAUGCUCCUCUAUCCUCCAUUUGUCAUUUAACAGUUAAAGGAUUAUAAAGGUCUUUAAAAAAGGUUCAAUGAAGUGUUUAGUAAAAGUUUAAUAAAAAAAUAAUAAAAGUCUAAUGACGAUUUAAUAAAAGUCUAAUAAAGCUUUAAUAAAAGUUUAUUAGACCUUUAGUAAAGCCUUAGUAAAGGUUUGUUGUGUUUGUCUCGUGUCUCUUUGUUUUGCUGUGUCUCUCUCUUAUGUAACGUCCAUUCAGACGGAGCCGCUCACAUCCGCGACGGGCAGGGGUGGAGGCGGGAAACCAGAGCUGCGACCACACGAUUCCCAGCUCCGUAGGUAUAUAAAUAAAUAUUAAUACUUCAGGAAUUUAUUAAGUCGUUAGUCUAAUAAUUCGACGUGAGGUUUUAUUGUGAGGAGGAGGUUUACAAUGAGAAACAAGGGUCGCCCUCCCACCCGUAGGGACUUGGUACAGUCCACAACACGUCAGCCAUUGUUUACAAAUGAAGGAGCUGCCGUUGGUUCCGAGCGGCUCGCGGCUCUCAUUCACCCCGAGAACGAGCUCGACAUCCCGCAGAAACUCGCCGCCUCCGCCGCCAUGCCGUGCCGGAGGGAGAACUACAUCCUGCUGGAGCAGUCCGUCACCGUGGACUCCAAGGAGGUGGACGCGCUGGUGACGAAGAUUGGGGAAGCGCUGCAGCUUCAAAACAACAACGGCGGCGGCCACCAGAAGACGGUGUCCGUGUCCGUGUCCUGUCUCCACGGCUCCGGGAAACCGGCCCCAAGCCUCAGCGGCAUCAGCGCGGCGGCUCCGGUCCAGAAACGCCACGGCUGCUGCAUGCGGCUCCGGAGCCGGGGACACCGGGGGAGCAGCCGGGCGAGCCCGUACCACAUCCCCGGGUCCAACGGCGAGCAGGACUGGGACCAGAUCAGACCGUGGACCAGGAAGCGUAUCAACGUGGAGGAGGACGACCCGCACCGGCUCCUCCAGGAGCUCAUCCUAUCGGGGAACCUGAUUAAAGAGGCCGUGAGGAGGCUACAGUUCUCCGCCGCGGACUGUGGAGACUUCCCCCGGGCCGCGGACAACGUGACCUGCUGAUACCGGGACCGGAGGGACGCACCGAGACUUGGCGUCCCGGAGUCUCCCCGAGAUGGACAACGACCGAGCACAGACUCGGACAUCGACACAGACCCGGUCCGACCGGACAGUUUUUCAUUUCAGACAUUUUUUCAUCGACGCGUCAGAGCGUCAUGCUGUUAGCUGUUAGCCGCCCGGCUAACGAGGCGUGUUGUUUAUGUUUGAAUGUGUUGGGGUGGGGGGUGGGGGUCUGUACAGAGGUCACAUGAUGGAGUCUGGACCAGAACACCGAACUCUUCUUCUUCUACUUCUACUUCUUCGUCUACCGUUUUCGUCUGAGGAGAAACGGGAAGCGGGUGGAUUGAUUUUAAUGCCAUUAAACACCUGUUAGCAGUUUGCUUAGCCAGCCGACGCCAUGUUGGAUGCUGGUGUGUUUACAGUCUGUCAGGAGUCGCUCCUCCCCCUCUUCAUUGUGUCGGUCCAGAGACUCCUCCCUCUCCUCGUAAGGCCCCUCCCCCCUCCAUGAGUCCCCUCCCCCCAUCAUCCCUCUCAUCAGGUGACUCUCGGGGAAAAUGGCCGCCGUCACGUCCCGUCUCCCCCGGUGCUUUCAGGACUUCCUGGAGGACUUAUUGUUGUUUUGGGGGGGUUUUGUAUUAGUAUGAAGAAGAAUCAGCUCGACUGCUUCGUACCGGAGUAUCUGAUCCUGUUCCUGAGUUUUCAGGGCUUUUUUCUUGUCUUAAUAAAUUUGUCUGUUUUCCA
Molecule: messenger RNA, 2059 nt
Organism: Mugil cephalus (flathead mullet)
Lineage: Eukaryota; Metazoa; Chordata; Actinopteri; Mugiliformes; Mugilidae
Product: glycogen synthase kinase binding protein
Exons: 1
Coding region: 653-1321 (222 amino acids)
Cellular component (GO): cytoplasm
Source: RefSeq, a predicted model, not a curated record